Molecule: messenger RNA, 2079 nt
Organism: Neolamprologus brichardi
Lineage: Eukaryota; Metazoa; Chordata; Actinopteri; Cichliformes; Cichlidae
Gene: aspscr1
Product: ASPSCR1 tether for SLC2A4, UBX domain containing
Biological process (GO): signal transduction; intracellular protein transport; glucose homeostasis
Cellular component (GO): cytoplasm; nucleus; vesicle membrane
Molecular function (GO): protein binding
Source: RefSeq, a predicted model, not a curated record
UGUGACGUCAGGACACGCAAUGGCUGCUAGUGGCACAGCUGUAACGGUUCUCACUCCCAAUGGGAGAAGGCAAACAGUUAAAGUGGCUCCAAACACGCCAUUACUGCAGGUGCUGGAGGAAGUCUGCAAGAAGCACGGAUUUGACCCAGAAGAUCACGGUUUAAAGUUUCAGAGGACUAUUGUUGACCUGACGCGGCCAUGGAGGUUUGCAAACCUGCCCAACAACGCCAAACUGGAAAUGGUGACGAGUACGAGGAAACAAGUUAUAGCUGACAGCCAGGUGCGGAUUGCACUACAGAUGGAGGACGGCUCUCGGCUCCAGGGUUCGUUCUCCUGUGGACAGACUCUGUGGGAAGUGCUCACACAUUUUCCAGAAAUCAGUGUGUUGGAGCUAUCUGACUCAGGAUCCACUCCUGUGUGUGUUUACAUGAGAGAUGAGGUGAGUGGCGAAGAAGAACUAAAGAAGGCCUCUUUGAAGUCUCUAGGUCUUACCGGAGGAAGUGCCAUUGUCAGGUUUUUAGUCAAAAAGGAAAAAAACUCAGGAGAAAAAGCUGAAAUGGAUACACCCGCUAUGCUAACUACGCCCAUUGCCAUGGAAACCACACACAGUUCAUCCCCGCAGCCGGAUCCCGCUCCAUCGGUUCCAGAAAUGUCAGCAACAGAUGUGCCAAGCCCAGAUAAGCUGGCGGAAACCCAAACUGUGCCAUCUUCUGCCACAUCUACAAUCACACUACCCGUUCAACAAGAAGACGCUCCAAACCCCCAGGAUGCCGUUCGACCUAAAGACCCUCCCACAGGAAGUCAAACACCAGAGGACGAUGGUGAAAAAGCGGGGCCGUCAGGACUAAACUGCCACCCAUCAUCUCCUACUUCUUCAGCUCCUUUCAUUCCUUUCUCCGGAGGUGGUCAGCGCCUCGGCGGUCCAGCUGGAGGAGCUGCACGUUCCCUCUCUUCAUCAUCAUCCUCAUCUCUGUCAGCGCUGACCGCUGCUGUUGAGUCACCCAAAGCCAAGAAAGCCAAAUCCAGCCACGGUUCAAGCACAAAGUGUAAAACCACUACCAAGGUGCAGCAUGAUAGUACGGGUGAUGCGGAGGAGUUCUUAGAGCCAGUGGAGAGGGAGCCUCUCAUCUACCACCUGGACUCUACAUCCCAUCAGUCUGAGGACUACGGGGAUCUGCCCGACGAGUUCUUUGAAGUGACCGUGGAUGAUGUGCGGAAGCGCUUUGCCCAGUUGAAGAGCGAGAGGAAGUUUUUGGAGGAGGCUCCGCUUAUGACUAAAUCUCUGAGAGAAUCACAGAUAAAGGAGAAGAUGGAUAGAUAUCCCAAAGUGGUCCUGAGGGUCCAGUUUCCAGACAGAUAUGUUCUACAGGGCUUCUUCAGGCCUCUAGAGACAGUUGAUGCUCUGAGGCACUUUGUAAGGAGUCACUUGGAGGACCCUCAGCUCAGUUUCUACCUGUUCAUUACCCCUCCAAAAACUAUUCUGGAUGACCCUUCAGCUACACUUUUCCAGGCCGACCUGUUUCCUGGUGCGCUCGUGUACUUCGGCUCUGAUGUCAAGACAGAUUUUUACAUGAAGCGAGAACUGCUCGAAUCCCCCGUCUCAGCCGUACAAGCAAACGAGUCCAUUGCAAGCUGCAUGCUCCAGUCCUCAGCUCCCUCCUCGAGCUCUGGUGGCUUCAGGGAGCCGCUGCCUCCCCCAGAGCCUACAGUGGAAGCCAGCGGAUCCACACAAAACGAGGAAGACCCAUUAACACAAACCCAGGCCGCCAAACCUGCCAGAUCUGACCCGGGCAAGGUGCCUAAAUGGCUCAAACUUCCAGGUAAGAAGUAAAGCUUCUGCUGUGCUGAGGACCCACCAUGACAGACUGAUGCAACUUAAAUGUUCGCUAUGCUUCACUAGAGGCUCGGCUUUGUGACCUGCAGUGGAUUUAAUCCAUCAGAGCUGAAGCCGGGGUUUUAAAAUGGUUAAAAUAAUGAUUGAAAUGAUUGAAUGUGUUAAUUGUCAAGAAGAUCGGUGUGUUUGAUUCCUGCUGAGAGAAAAGUGUAGUGCAAAGUGAAUAAAGAUUGAUGAACAAAUGU